AUGAACAAAAUUAUAUUUGAAGAACUGACUUCAAACCCUAUUGAACAUAAUCUAGUAGAUCUUUUGUGGAAUACCAACACUCAGUUAUUUAGGACAUGCGACAAAUCAUCAUUGACAAUAACUUUGGAUGACUUACAACCUAGUUUAACUUACAUGUUGCCUGCGGAAACAUGUUAUGUUCUUGACGGUGGUACAGUAUUACACAAAUUGCCAUGGCCAAAAACUGGGAAAUUUUCAGAUGUGUUACAACUAUAUAGCAGUCAUAUUGCUAACCAAUAUAAAGUUUUGAUAGUUGUAUUUGAUGGCUAUACCACCUCCAGUACAAAGGAUGUUGAGCAUCAGAUACGCAAAAAACAAUCCUCGGUAACAGUGAAAUUUACCAAGAGUUAUCCACUUCUUAUCGGCAAAGCACCUUUUCUUUCUAAUAAUGAAAAUAAACAGUGCUUUAUUACCAUACUUGGGAAACACUUAGAAGCCAAUGGUCACACUGUGAUUCAGGCUACAGAUGAUACUGACACACUUAUUGUCAGAACAGCACUGACCUUGGCAGAAGAAAAACACGUAACAGUUGUUACUGACGACACCGAUAUUCUGUUUGAAAAACUAGUCGAAGAAGAAAAUAAGGAAAUAGAACAGAAAACGGAUAUAGAGAAUGUCAAGAUAUUGGAAGGAGACUUUGCACUAGUAGAAUUGAAAGGAAAAAAAUCUGUGCGUCAUUACAUUGUGGAAAUAAAGGAAAAAAUGGGAGAAGGAUGUUUGGAGGGGGUUUAUCUUAAAAAGAUAAUGAACAGGCGAAAACAAUUUGGAUACAGUGCAGCAUUAAAAAACCAAAAAGAUGAAGUUUUACUAGUAAAACCUAAUGAUGCCAAUCAAACUAGUGAAAAUACAAAAAGAAAUAUUACAGAAAAAAUAAAUCCGUGCAAUCUAGGAAUGGGCGUAUCUAAAAUGAAAUAUAUUCGAGAUGGGGGAGUUGCCAUUAAAUAUAAUAGGGGAGAAAAAGAAAAUGGACUAACAUCGCACAAAGUACAAUCAAAUUGGAUUAUAAAUCAGAAAAGACCAGAAAUUAUAUGUCUCUCAGAAACCCAUAUUACUAAAGACUAUACAAAAAACGUAAUCAACGUUGAAGGCAACAAUUCAAUUUGCAGUUAUUCGAAAAGUGCACACACUGGAGGACCAUUGAUAUAUGUAAGAAAAGGACUCAAAUAUGAGAUGAUAAAAAAUAUGGAUGACAAUAUGAACAUGUGGUUAACUGGAAUUGAAAUAAUGGUAGAAAAUGAAAAAUGCUUUAUAUAUAGUCUAUACCAUUCACCGAGUGCAAUUCAUGCAGAAUUUUUGGAUAAACUAGAUGAGUUAUUUGAAACAACACAGCUUGAUGGAAUUAUAGUUCUGGUUGGAGACUUUAACAUAGAUAUGGAUGGACAGUUCUAG
Molecule: messenger RNA, 1428 nt
Organism: Ceutorhynchus assimilis (cabbage seed weevil)
Lineage: Eukaryota; Metazoa; Arthropoda; Insecta; Coleoptera; Curculionidae
Source: the annotation of a GenBank genome assembly